Colius striatus (speckled mousebird) is the source of this 987-nucleotide messenger RNA. RefSeq names its product G protein-coupled receptor 3 (gene GPR3). The coding region runs from base 1 to 987 and encodes 328 amino acids. Gene Ontology annotation, cellular component: membrane. NCBI's taxonomy places the organism in Eukaryota, Metazoa, Chordata, Aves, Coliiformes, Coliidae. Gene Ontology annotation, biological process: G protein-coupled receptor signaling pathway. The transcript has a single exon. The record is from RefSeq and is a predicted model, not a curated record. Gene Ontology annotation, molecular function: G protein-coupled receptor activity.
AUGAUGGAGGAAGGGCCCCCCAACGCCAGCCAAGGCCGACACGGUUGGGUCGCGGCCAGGAACGGCAGUGGCAGCUCCUUGGGCCUGGAGUCUGUGGUGCAACCCCUCACCUUGAACCCCUGGGAUGUGGUGCUCUGCAUCUCUGGGACCAUCAUCUCGUGUGAGAACGCCGUUGUGGUGGUGGUGAUCUUCUACAGCCCGGCCUUCCGCGCUCCUGCCUUCCUCCUCAUCGGCAGCUUGGCCACAGCUGAUCUCUUGGCUGGUGUGGGGCUGAUCCUACACUUUGCCUUUGUGUACCUGAGCCCACCAGAGGCUGUCAGCCUGCUGACUGUGGGGCUCCUGGUCACCUCCUUCACAGCCAGCGUUGGCAGCUUGCUGACCAUCACCAUUGACCGCUACCUGUCCCUCUACAACGCCCUCACCUACUACUCGGAGAGGACGGUCACCAGGACUCACAUCAUGUUGAUCCUCACUUGGGGAGCCUCUAUCUGCUACGGGCUGCUGCCCAUCACUGGCUGGAACUGCCUGAAGGAACCUUCCUCUUGCAGCAUCGUCAAACCCCUGAUGAAAAACCACCUCAUCAUCCUCUCCGUCUCCUUCUUCAUGGUCUUUGCAGUGAUGCUGCAGCUCUACGUGCAGAUCUGCCGCCUCGUGUGCCGACACGCUCACCAGAUCGCCGUCCAGAGACACUUCCUGGCCACUUCCCACUACGUCACCACCCGAAAGGGCAUCGCCACCUUGGCCGUCAUCCUGGGCACCUUCGCUUCCUGCUGGCUGCCCUUUGCCGUCUACUGUCUGCUGGGGGACUACAGCUACCCCACCCUUUACACCUACAUCACCCUCCUCCCGGCCACCUACAACUCCAUGCUCAACCCCCUCAUUUACGCCUUCAGGAACCAGGAGAUCCAGAAGGUGCUGUGGGCCGUGUGCUGCGGCUGCUUCUCCUGCGCCGUGCCCUUCCGCUCCCGCUCCCCCAGCGACGUCUGA